AUGAGGAGACAUCGUUCGGGGUCUUCUCCUUCGCCGUACCGGGCGCUGUCAAACCAGAAUGGCGGCGGACACGGCGCAGGGGGGAUUCCUGACUCCAUGUCAUUAAUCAGAUCUUUCAAUGUCGAAGCCACACCGACUAGACCGGUGCGCCCCUCCCCAUUGACGGCUUCAACCAUUCGCGACAUGCCGCUUGACCUAGUCGAUCGGAUCAGAUCUUUCCCAUUGUUCCAGUCUGCCUCAGAAGACUUUCUCGCCGCCAUUGGCAACCAUCUGAGGCCGCAGGUCCAUGCAGCCCAAGAUACCAUCCUUCACGAAGGUGAAGAUGCCAGAGCCAUGUACUGGAUCGUGCGUGGCGUCGUUGCCGUUACCUCGCGUGAUGGUGAAGCUGUCUUUGCCGAACUCAAGGCAGGUUCCUUCUUUGGCGAGAUUGGCGUGCUCAUGGACGUCCCUCGUACUGCGUCAAUAGUCGCGCGGACAAAGUGUCUGCUCGUCGUUCUAAAGAAGGAGGAUCUACAGACUGAGCUGCCACGUUUCCCUGAAAUGGAGCAGGCUAUUCGCCAGGAGGCUCAAGAGAGGCUCAACAUCCUCAAGAAGAAACGAAAGGAAAGUAGCCACUCCGACAAGUCUCCUCCCAUAGGUACAAGUAUUUCGAGAGAGCCUGUACCUGGCGAGGUGUCCACGGGCGAGGUGGGCAUGAUCAAAGAAGGAUCUGUUCACAACUCCAAAAAACGGAAGUCGCCGAGCCCAGGCGCCAUCGAGGACCCUGCUGCCGGCAGUGCCCUUGGAAGCGGCUUCGUUAAUGUGCGCAAGACGCUCAAAGAAUUUCCUCUUUUCUCGACCCUACCCUCCGACAUUUUGCACUUUCUCGGACUGAGCGCCCAACCCAAAACAUAUUCACCUUUUACCGACAUAGUACGUCAGGGCGCUCCCGGCAACGACAUCUUCUUCAUUGUUCGCGGUGAGGCUGAAGUGGUACGUGAGCCUGCCAAAUCAGAGGACCCAUUCAGGAAGAUGCCUAGAGGAUCGUACAUUACCCCGCGGUUAAAGGCAGGACAGUACUUUGGAGAAGUGGCCAGUCUGGGCCUCUCCGAGGGUCGAACUGCCUCUGUACGUUCAAUCACGACUGUUGAGUGUCUCAUGAUCGACGGCGAUGCUCUGGAAGAGCUCUGGAAGAUGUGUCCUCCCGACAUCAAGUUGCAGGUUGAGGAGACAGCUCGAAAGCGAUACAGAAAGACGGAUGAAGAUGUGGAUAUGAAUGAUGUCAACAUGGAACAGCAACGAAUGUCAACAUGGAGAAUUUACGAAACCCGGCGGAGAAAUUCCCUCGCGCCACCGACGCCGCAACCCGAUGCACCGUCACCUAAUGUAUUGAAUGGGAGGUAUCAACCGCUCGACACGACUCCGAUCCGAUUUGGCAUCCCGCAGUGGCCAUCAGACUCUGAAGAAGUGCCGCCGAAACGAGCCAGGAUCCUCCCCCACCGACCACUUUCGAUGCAAACACCAUCUCUGCCAGACAAGAUUCUGGUCAGUGCUCUGCAGUUGAUGAGCGUGGGCGAGCUGGUCCGACUUCGGGUCGUGUCAACGCACUGGCGCAAGGUGAUCGAGAAGGACCCGGGAGUGUGCAUUAAUGCUGAUCUCUCCCCGUAUAACCGGAGGGUGACGGAUCAUAACGUCAGGACUGUCAUUGGGCCCUUUUUGGGCAACCGACCGGAAAUGAUUGAUAUCAGCAAUUGCUUCCAUCUGACCGACGAAGGGUUCAAAUCGCUCUGGGAGCAAUGCGGACGCAAUGUGAAGCGAUGGAGAAUGAGAUCCGUGUGGGACGUGUCGGCUAAUCAGAUUCUGGAAAUGGCCGAAAACGCCAAAGAUCUCGAGGAGGUGGACUGGAGCAACUGUAGGAAAGUUGGUGAUAACCUCCUGGCCAGGGUUGUUGGAUGGGUGGUGCCUGAACCCCCGCCACCGCCGCCACAAAACAAGCAAGUGGUUAUCUCGAGUUCAAACGCCAGAGGUCGGAACCAGAAGCAACAAACCCGUCCUGCUGCCAACAUUCCCAAGCCUGGUACGUCCUGGGCGCCCUUUCGAUUUCUCGGCCUCAAUCGACUGUGCCUUGCCGAUUGCACAUAUCUGUCUGAUAAUGCAAUUGUCGCGCUGGUGGGGGCCGCGAAGAACCUGACCCAUCUUGAUCUUUCGUUCUGCUGCGCCCUGUCCGACACGUCUACCGAGGUUGUUGCGCUCGGCCUUCCUCUUCUGCAGGAGCUGCGGCUCGCAUUCUGUGGCAGUGCCGUAUCGGACGCCAGCUUGCAAUCAGUUGCGCUGCACCUGAACGAGUUGCAGGGCAUCUCGGUCCGUGGCUGCGUGCGAGUCACCGGCAAUGGCGUUGAGAAUCUACUCGACGGCUGUGGACGGCUGACUUGGGUCGACGUCAGCCAGUGCCGCAACCUCGAGGGGUGGAUCCGCACCGGUGGUGUGGCGCGCUGGGGCUUUGACGAGCGAGGCGGUAAUGGCCUGCCGUCGCCCAGCUCUUCUGACGACGGAGACCGGCCAAAGCUCAUGGCGAGGGCUAUGUCGAUGAGCAAAAAUCCGAUGGGACUCAAUGUGGGAGUUCCAGGCCGUACGAUGAGUUUCCGCAGACGAACAAGGAAGCCGGUUCGAUUUAUCGUCGAAAAGGGAACCGGAGUAUUACGUUGA
Molecule: messenger RNA, 2685 nt
Organism: Verticillium alfalfae VaMs.102
Lineage: Eukaryota; Fungi; Ascomycota; Sordariomycetes; Glomerellales; Plectosphaerellaceae
Product: cyclic nucleotide-binding domain-containing protein
Exons: 3
Coding region: 1-2685 (894 amino acids)
Molecular function (GO): protein binding; protein-containing complex binding
Source: RefSeq, a predicted model, not a curated record